AUGGCUACAAUUAUGUUCAAAGGCAACCGACGAUCCCAGUCCUCCCUAGCGAUCAGCGGAAAGCCCAGGCAAAACGUUCCUUUGCCGAGUGAAGAGACACCCAAUAGUCCGGUCCAAUAUGCAUUAACAACCCUUGACCAACUCGUGAAUUGGGCCCGGCAGGGUUCCAUAUACCCCAUGACUUUCGGGCUCGCCUGCUGUGCCGUGGAGAUGAUGCAUAUUGCCGGUCCCCGGUACGAUGGAGAUCGUCUCGGUCUAUUAUUUCGAGCUUCCCCGAGACAGUCCGAUCUGAUGAUUGUCGCUGGCACUCUAACCAACAAGAUGGCGCCUGCCCUACGACAAGUCUAUGAUCAGAUGCCAGAACCACGAUAUGUGAUUAGUAUGGGUAGCUGUGCGAAUGGGGGCGGAUACUAUCAUUAUAGUUAUUCUGUGGUUCGGGGCUGUGAUCGGAUUAUCCCAGUGGAUAUUUACGUUCCUGGCUGUCCACCAACAGCUGAAGCGUUACUAUACGGAAUCUUCCAGAUCCAAAAGAAGAUCAAGCACAGAAAAGUGACACGUAUGUGGUAUCGGCGUUAG
Messenger RNA from Aspergillus pseudotamarii, 576 nucleotides. Its product is annotated as NuoB/complex I 20 kDa subunit family protein. The record is from RefSeq and is a predicted model, not a curated record. Gene Ontology annotation, biological process: mitochondrial respiratory chain complex I assembly; electron transport coupled proton transport; aerobic respiration. Bases 1 to 576 code for a protein of 191 amino acids. Lineage: Eukaryota; Fungi; Ascomycota; Eurotiomycetes; Eurotiales; Aspergillaceae. Gene Ontology annotation, molecular function: 4 iron, 4 sulfur cluster binding; quinone binding; NADH dehydrogenase (ubiquinone) activity. The transcript has 4 exons.